Messenger RNA from Spathaspora passalidarum NRRL Y-27907, 1830 nucleotides. It is a transcript of the gene GAP6, whose product is annotated as Gap6p. Gene Ontology annotation, biological process: amino acid transmembrane transport. Gene Ontology annotation, cellular component: membrane. NCBI's taxonomy places the organism in Eukaryota, Fungi, Ascomycota, Pichiomycetes, Serinales, Debaryomycetaceae. Gene Ontology annotation, molecular function: amino acid transmembrane transporter activity. The record is from RefSeq and is a predicted model, not a curated record. The transcript has a single exon. Bases 19 to 1773 code for a protein of 584 amino acids.
AUAAGCAUUUACUCAAGCAUGAGUGACAUAAAACAUAAUACUGAUUCAAUCACUGAAUCAAAGUCCAAGAUCGAAUCUUCAUCUUCUCUCAAUUCCAAUACCCAUGAAUUAACAUAUGCCAACCAAUCCAAACCAGGAAUAUGGCGCGAGUUUGCCGACUCGUUCAAACGCGCUGAAGACGUGGUUAUUAUCCGUGAUUUAGAAAAUGGCGACAAGGAGGAAAUACGACAAGCCCCUGUGUUGAAGCAAACACUUAAAAAGAGACAAUUGCAAAUGAUUGCCUUGGGUGGAUGUGUUGGUUCUGGACUUUUGGUUGUAUCCGGUCAAGCCUUGAAGGUUGGGGGUCCUGCCAGUUUAAUGAUUGCCUGGGCAAUUGUGUCUUCCUUCUUGUAUUGUACCAUGCAGUCAUUAGCGGAAUUAUCUUCAGCAUACCCGGUCUCAGGUUCAUUCGCUACCUAUGCUGCUAAAUUUGUCGAUCCAAGUUGGGGGUUUGCCAUGGGGUGGAACUAUGCCUUGUUUUGGGUCGUUGUUCUUCCAUUGGAGUUGGUUGCUGCAUCCAUGACUAUCAAGUUUUGGAAUUCAAGUAUUAACAGUGUUGUUUGGAUUGCUAUAUUUUACGUUUUAAUCAUUGGUUUGAAUCUUUAUGGAAACAAGGGGUUUGGUGAAACUGAAUUUAUUGCAUCCAUUAUCAAAUUAUUGGGUGUUGUUGGUUUCAAUAUUUUAGCUGUUGUCUUGAUUUGUGGUGGUGGUGAUCAAGGUUAUAUCGGAGGUAAGAAUUGGCAUCCACCUUUCCAAACUGGAUUUAAAGGGGUUGUAUCAGUUUUGUUAUCAGCUACAUAUUCCCUUGCAGGAACUGAAUUGGUUGGUUUAACCACCAGUGAAUCCGAAGGAAACCCAAGAAAAGUCUUGCCCAAGGCUAUCAAGCAAGUUUUAUGGAGAAUUAUGAUUUUCUACAUGUUGACUUUGAUGUUGAUUGCCUUCCUUGUCCCAGCCAACUCUCCUCAAUUGCUCGAUGCUCAAGGUUCCAGUGAUGCUUCUGCUUCUCCAUUUGUCAUUGCCAUUAGAGCUGGUGGUAUCAAGGUUUUACCUUCAAUUUUCAAUGUUGUCAUUUUGGUUGCUUUGUUAUCCAUUGGUAACUCUGCAGUUUAUGGGUUUUCCAGAACUAUUUUGGCUCUUGGUGAACAAGGCCUUGCACCAAAGAUUUACACUUAUGUUGACCGUAAGGGAAGACCACUUGCUGGGAUUUGUACUUCUGCUAUUGUUGGUUUAUUAUCGUUUGUUUCUGCUUCUAAAUAUGAGGACCAAGUUUUCGGGUGGUUGGUUUCCUUAUCUGGUCUUUCUACCUUGUUCACAUGGGGAAGUAUCAAUCUUUCAUUUAUCAGAUUUAGACUGGGAAUGAGAGCUCAAGAUAGAUCAUUGCAUGAAUUACCAUACCGUUCAAACACUGGUGUGUGGGGGGCCUAUUAUGGAUUAAUUAUGAAUUUUGUUGUGUUGGCUCUUCAAUUUUGGUUGGCGCUUUUCCCAAUUGGUCAAAAGCCAAGUCCUGUUUUAUUCUUCCAAACAUAUCUUGGUGCUAUUAUCAUUGUUGUUUUCUAUUUUGGUCACAAGCUCUUUGCCAGGAAUUGGAUUUUGAUAAUUCGUGCCAAAGAUAUCGAUGUUGAUGGAGGCAAGAGAGAAACUGACAUUGAUCUUUUACGUCAAGAGAUUGAAGAAGAAAAAGAACAUCUUAAAUCUCAACCACUUUAUUAUAGAAUGUACCAGUUCUGGUGCUAGUUUUUCUUUUAGUUACGAUAUUUAUUAUAGAAAAUUAAUGACAAAAUCUGAAUUAUA